Scophthalmus maximus (turbot) is the source of this 3708-nucleotide messenger RNA. RefSeq names its product serpin peptidase inhibitor, clade F (alpha-2 antiplasmin, pigment epithelium derived factor), member 2a (gene serpinf2a). NCBI's taxonomy places the organism in Eukaryota, Metazoa, Chordata, Actinopteri, Pleuronectiformes, Scophthalmidae. Gene Ontology annotation, molecular function: serine-type endopeptidase inhibitor activity. The transcript is spliced from 9 exons. The coding region runs from base 1778 to 3262 and encodes 494 amino acids. The record is from RefSeq and is a predicted model, not a curated record. Gene Ontology annotation, biological process: negative regulation of endopeptidase activity.
UAUGAUUGUGUUGAUAUGAUUGUGUUGAUCUGAUUGUGUUGAUAUGAUUGAGUUGAUCUGAUUGUGUUGAUCUGAUUGAGUUGAUCUGAUUGUGUUGAUCUGAUUAAUUUGUUUGGUAAACCCAGGUCUUUAUUGAACCCUUGAGAUUAGUUGGUCUGCCGUCUCAACACUGGUCUAGUUCACAGAUGUGUUUGAGUUUGUGGUUGUGUGUGUGUUCAGAGCUGGUGUGCGUGGGAGGAUCUGGGUGUUUUUUUCUUUUUGUGACACUGUCGCAGCACGAACAGUUCCAGGUCUCACACUGACGUUAACGUGAUGCUCUGAAACACAUCACAUCAUCUGUUGUGACAAAACUUCCAACCAGAAGUGGAGCAGAAAGUCCAGCGGUGUGAACCUCUGAACUCUUGGCUGUUUGGUUCUGUUCACCACGUUUUGUGUUCAUCGAUUCUUUAAUUACUCCGUUAGCGUUGUUUACCCUGCACUUUGGAGACUGACGUAUUUUAACGUUGUGGUUCUGUAGUGAAUCCAGGGGGAUCAAGGUGAACUGAGGUGGAGGAAGGACCCUGUUUGUGACCGAGCUGUUUGUGGGGGCGUAAAGCUGGAACCAGGCGGUCCGAACAAGACAAACAUACACCCACUCUCUGUGGUGAAUGUAUGUGUAGAGCGUUGUGUCAGUCAGAAACUCUGACCCUCGUCUCAAUCCACUGUGAAACCGCUGUCAUCUGGUUUAGAACUUUGUUCUUUGCAUUAGUUUGUAGUUGAGUUUGGAUUAAUUUAUCUUUCACUUUAGUUCCUCAGUUUACUCAAUAUUUGUUAGCGAUAUCAUGCUAAUUCAGCUUUGUUAGUCGAGCCGAAUCAUCAAGUUUAGUUUAACUUUGUUAAGUUUAGUUCACUUUAUCUCAGUUGAGCUGUUAUCAAGUUCAGCUUCUUGCAACUGUCAAUUUUUCUUUAGAUUAGCUUAGUUAGAGCAUGUUAUUAACAUUGGAUUAGCUUUUUUAGCGAUGGUAUCAACAAUAGUGUAGCUAAUCCAGUUAGUUUAGUCAUCAAUCUUAAUUUAGCCUUGUUUAGUUCAGUUAAGCGUUUACUUUGGUUUAACUUUGUUAUGCCAGAUGAGUUAUUGGCUAUCAAGUUUAAUUUAGAUAACAUUUCUUUGAAUUUACCUAUAAAUUGUGCUGUAAUUUCUUAUUAUAAAUUCAAGUUCAUAAUUAUUCCAUAGCAGGUUUACUGUCAUCACAAUGUGUGGAGUCAUACAGUAUAUUUGAACCUACCCUCCCUUUAAUUUCAAACUUGGCAUCAGUUUAUUUGUUUUCCUGAAAAGUGCCGGCCCCGGGUAUUUCAGUAACAAGAAGACUUCAGUCCAAAGUGAGUAUUUUGGAGUAAACUGCUUGACUGUAACAGAACACUGUGUCACAGUAGCUGUCUUACCCAAUAUUGUAGAUACAUAGAUACAUGAGUUCUUUUGAUUGUAUCUCGUCCUCCACGGAUUCAAAACCAACCAUUUAGACGGUGAAACCAAAGCAGUGUACAAACAGAGUCUUUAACAGUCUGACAGACAGCCUGUCUCUUUAUUUUCACAUUGUGUUGUGACCACAGCCAUCGUCGCGCCAGAGUUGAUUAUUAACCAGCCAACCGAGGGGCAGCAGCGAGUCCAGGCACUACGCUGUCCAGCCUCGAGAAGGUCGGCCAUAUCUGUCUUUACUCUUAUUUUAUUCAUCUCAUCUUUUUAUCCCUUUUGUCAUUUGUCUCCACAUCACACACAGGUCAGGCUGGUUGUUUGGAAAUGAAGCUGUGUCUUCUUCUUCUCUUGUUCUGUCUCUGCCGCCUGGGACUGACUGACGAGCCCAGUCCAGGAGCUCCGGAUGUGUCCGAUCCCGUAGAUGAAGAGGAAGAGGCAGAGGACACAGAUCGCAGCUGUAGAGGGGGGCGAGUGUUCAGCCCAGAGGAACACCAGGCGUUAGGGGGCGCCAUUGAGCGACUGGGGUUACAGCUCCUGGAAAAUCUUCCUAUUGGUCCACAGCAGCCGAAUGUCAUCCUAUCACCGCUCAGCCUGGCCUUUGCACUCGCUCAGCUCUCCUUAGGCGCUCGCAACGAGACAGAGAAGCUGCUGCUGAAGAGCCUUAACGCCAACAGUCUGCCGUGUUACCAUCACAUCCUGGGAAGCCUUGUACCUCAUCUCAGCAACACGUCGUUGGAUGUGGCGGCACGCAUGUACCUGCGACGAGGAUUUGAAGUGAGGCAGUCUUUCGUUGAGGACUCUCUGGCCAGGUACCAAUCACGCCCUGUUCCUAUAGUCUCCGUAGAGGAGGUCAACCAGUGGGUGGAGAACGUCACCAAUGGUCACAUCCCCAACUUCCUGGAAAGUAUUCCACAUGACGUGGUGCUUAUGCUCAUGAACGCUGUGUACUUCAAAGGUGAAUGGCAGACUCAGUUUGACCCCCUAGAGACCUCAAAGGGAUUGUUUUAUGUGGACACCCAAAACUCAGUGUCAGUGGACAUGAUGAAGUCUGCCAAGUAUCCUCUCCGUCUCCUCGUUGAUCCAGAGCUGGAAGCGCAGGUUGCCAGUUUUCCCUUCAAGGCAAAUACUAGCUUCUUAAUUGUCCUGCCCUUGCCAGGCAAGGGAAACGUGUCAUCAGUGCUUCCCAAACUGAACAUCUCCGACCUCUAUAGACGUCUACCUCAGGAGAAAACAAUGCAGGUCAACUUACCAAAGGUGAAGCUGCAGUAUCGCCAUGAGCUCCAGGAGGCGCUGACCAGCAUGGGCCUCGGCUCUUUGUUUUCAGGUCCUGACCUCUCUGGGAUUUCCGACCAGCCUCUGAAGGUGACGGGUGUCCGCCAUGCCAGCACAGUAGAAUUAAGCGAGGAAGGGGUGGAGGCGUCCGCCACCACUGUUGUUACCUCAAUGCGCUCCAUCUCCCUCUUCUCUGUCAACUCCCCCUUCUUCUUUGCCCUUGUCGAUGACGCCUCCCUGGCUCCACUCUUCAUGGGCAUUGUCACAAACCCCGCCCCCAACAAUGACGCCAUGCUCAAUGAUGAUCCCCACAACAACAGCACCAUGAGUGACCAACCCGUGAUGGACAGUUUCAGUGAAAGAGACAUAAAUAGCAAACACAGCAACAGGUCGCGCAGCAAGAUACAGUCAUGCAGCGCCCCCACUGGUCACAAUAAGCAUCUGCAGAGUGUAAAUGGACCGGAGGACAGCAAUGGACUGAAGACGACACAAGAAAACAAAACCUGCUCCAAACCAAACGACUCUGUACCGGCCUGAAGUUAUACAUUUUAUUCAUUAAAAGGGAAAUAGUUAAAAAUUUGGGGGAAUAACGUUUGUUCUUUUUUAUUUGCUGAGAGUUAGAUGUUUAGAUUGAUCCCACUAUCACGUCUGAAUGGUUAAUAUGAAGCGACAGGCAGCUACCGGUUAGCAUAGCUUAGCAUAAAGACUGGAAACAGCUAGCCAGGCUCUGUCCAAAGCUAAAAGAAAAUCCACCUCGCAGCAUCUGUAACUAUAUAGUCAUCAGCAUUAAGUUCGAUAUGAAAGAGUGUCAACAAUUUGAAACUCUAAAAACUCAGGUUUACCAAACUGGUGAAAGAUUUCUGAUGUGAUAAUGCAAAUACAGUUUUCCUUCCAACAAGUUGUUGUGAUGUUGCCUUUUUUUUUUCUGGCAGAUAAAUGAUGAUUCUAAUUUCUGUCAGCGAAAAUAAAAUGUUGACACGUGA